Pseudoliparis swirei is the source of this 5501-nucleotide messenger RNA. Its product is annotated as sperm-associated antigen 1-like. NCBI's taxonomy places the organism in Eukaryota, Metazoa, Chordata, Actinopteri, Perciformes, Liparidae. The record is from RefSeq and is a predicted model, not a curated record. Gene Ontology annotation, cellular component: cytosol; mitochondrion. The coding region runs from base 71 to 2941 and encodes 956 amino acids. Gene Ontology annotation, molecular function: heat shock protein binding. The transcript has 18 exons.
GUUUUUAAUAGCAUUAACCGCUUCGUGUAUUACGUUACUUUUACCGGAAAAAACGGUAUUCUCCCCGAUAAUGAGCAGAGGCGCUACUUUCUCCGGAGACCAGUCCUCCGCCGGGGACUCUGGGAAGGUCCCCGUGGAGCACCUGGACUAUGGGUACAUAGCGCAGUGCAGAGAUGUGAAAUACCUGGAGAGCAUCUGCAGAGUCCUGAGGUCCGGCGACGAGGGCAUUUACCCUCAUCUGAUUGAGUUCUGCGAGAGUCACUUGGAGAAACUGGAUCCGAGGAGCCGAGCGCUCCGGAAGGAGCAGGGUCUGGCCACAGCCGCCAGCCUCUCCAAUGAGGAGUGGAGCCAAAUCACCAAUGAGCUGAAGACAUGGCAAGAAGAAACCCAAAUGGCUGAGACUUUACGAAAACAGCAGUCGGUGUUUGAUGAUUCAGAGGGUGUAAAUAUGCCACCUGUAAGAGGUUCCAAUUGCUCCAUCCGACCAAUUCAGACCUCCGUUCCAAAAGAAAAGCGGGGUUCUUCAAAACGCACUCGCCCACGAGAUUACGGGGAAUGGGACAAGUUCGACGUCGAAAAAGAAUGUGAAAAAAUCGACGUGAAUUUGGUGAAAGGCGCUCCAGCCGCCGUCGUGAACACAAGACGGCCCAAAAUAAAGACGACAGUGAAUGCAUCACUGCUAAGUGAACAGGAGAAGCUCCCGCUGGCGAAUCUCGAGAGGACCAAAGGCAACGAAGCUUUCAGAGCAAAGGAUUACGAGGAGGCUGUGGCGUACUAUUCCAGGAGCCUUUCCAUUACACCGACCGUGGCCGCGUACAACAACAGAGCUCAGGCAGAGAUCAAGCUCAAGCACUGGCACAAGGCCAUGAGCGACUGUGGGAAGGUCCUCGAGCUGGAGCCGGGAAAUAUGAAAGCCCUGCUACGUCGUGCCACCGUUUACAACCACAUGGACAACUUCCGGAUGGCUGCUGAGGACCUGAGGGUGGUGCUCCGGGAGGAGCCGCAGAACGCUGCAGCCACUAAACUUUUGUCUGAAACUCAGAAGAAGAUGAAUGAAUGUCAACCGGAGCAGCAACGCAAAGGCAAGACGAUCCUAAUUCGGGAGGUAGAAAAGGAAGAAGACCGCAAUCACGACGAGACAGAAGCAGAACAGACCGCUCAUCCGGUUGAACGCAGCCAGGCAGUGGGAGGGGAGGAGAGCUCAGCUGCUCCUGGCGAAAGGGGAGACAUGGGUAACUCUCAAAAGAAGCCCCACGGCAGAGGAGGUGCCGGGGCGGGGGGCGGGACCCCCCACGGAGAGCCCCUCGGCCGGAGCAAAGGAGCCGGCGCGGCGGCGGCGGCGGCGGCGGACAAGAACAAAGUGGCGCACGACUCCAGGGAGAAGGUGGCCAACGGAACGGGCAAGCGGGGCUCGAGCGCGUCGGUCCCGGCGGACCCGAGCGGCGGCGGCAGAGGAGGAGGAGGAGGAGGAGGAGGAGCUCCGGGGGGAGGAAACGCGGAGGGAUCUGUCAACCUCGGCGCCCCGUGUGGGGCGCUGCCCCCCCCGCUGGCCCGGCUCAAGAACCAAGGGAACCUGCUGUUCAAGAACGGACAGUUCGCCGAUGCGCUGCAGAAAUACUCACAAGCCAUUCAAGGCUAUACGGAGUCAGGGCUCGACAGUCCGGAGGAUUUAUGCACUCUGUACUCCAACCGCGCAGCGUGCCACCUCAAAGGCGGCAACAGUCAGGAGUGCAUACAGGACUGCAGCAGAGCCCUGGAGCUGCACCCCUUCUCCCUCAAGCCCCUCCUGCGCCGGGCCAUGGCAUACGAUUCCCUGGAGCGCUACCGGAACGCCUACGCGGAUUACAAGACGGUGCUGCAGAUAGACAGCGGCGUGCAGGCGGCGCACGAUGGCGUCAACAGGAUCACCCGGCUGCUGAUUGACCAGGACGGCGCAGAGUGGCGGGAGAAGCUUCCGGACAUUCCCCUGGUGCCGCUGUCGGCUCAGCAGCACCGCCGAGAGCAGCCGCCCAGCGCCGAGGUCCUCCAGGCUCGAGCAGAGAGGAACGCCGAGGUCCGCUUCACGGCGCUGAAGCAAGAGGGGAACGACUACGUGAAGAAGGGCCAGUACCAGGACGCUCUGGGGAAGUACAGCGACUGCCUUAAGCUGAAGCCAGAGGAGUGCUCCAUCUACACCAACAGAGCCCUGUGUUACUUGAAGCUGGAGAGGUUCGCCGAGGCCAAGCGGGACUGCGACGCAGCGCUGAGGGUGGAGCCGACCAAUAAGAAGGCUUUCUACAGACGAGCCCUGGCCAAUAAGGGCCUCGAGGACUACCUGGCGUGCAGCGCCGACCUGCAGGAGGUGCUGCGGCAGGACCCCAACGUGCAGGAGGCGGAGAAGGAGCUGGAGGAGGUGACAGUGCUGCUCAGGCAGAGUCUGGCAAAGGCGUCGCCGGCCAAACCCAGGAAGACCGUCCCCAUCACCGAGGUCGAGGGCGAAGAGGAAACGGCGAGCGCUUCCGACUCGAGGGGCGGUGCCAAAGGAGAGGCCGCCGCCGCCACCGCCACCGCCACCGCCAUCAACCUGCGGCCGGCCAACGCCUACGAGUUCGGCCAGGCUCUGAGCGCGGCUCGCGGCGCCGGCGACGCGGCGGCCUGCGCCGACCUGCUGGCCUCCACCGACCCCGAGGCGCUGCCUCGGCUCUUGAGCACCCAGCUGGACGGGAACACCGUCGGCUUCGUCAUGCGGGCGUUGGACUCGCACCUCCUGGAGAGAGACCCCGCCCUGGUCUACCAACACCUCGACCACCUGCACACCGCCGACAGGUUCUCGGUUGUGUUGAUGCUGUUGGAGAAGGACGAGCGGCGCCACAUGACCCAGCUGUUUGAGCAUCUGUCUGCCGUGCAGAGCGCCGAGUUCACGAAGAACGAUGUUCAGAAUCUGGCCAACAAAUACAUCUGACCACCCCCCCCCCUCAUCGGCCAUUUUGCUCCCCCACUGCAUGCGCCGCCAGCAGCUCCUCCUGGAUUCUAUGCAAAGACACAAGAACUGAGUACACAAAAGGCAGGAAGCUGCCGAAUGUGUGCGCCACCCAAAAGCAAUACAGCGGGAACCAAGCCCCCCCCACACACACACACACACACACGCCUACCGGGUGACGGGAUUAUAAGGAAUAAUUUUUUUUCUCUCUCCAGAAGGUUUUUUGCUAUGCGGAUUAAAUGUUUGUACCACCACUAAUCAUUUGCAUUGUACAACAGGCGGACAGCGGGACAUAUAUAUCUAUAUUAUAUAUAUAUAUUCUAAUAUUUAUAUAAUAUAUAUAAAUAUUAUAUUAUAUAUUUAUAAUCAAACCUGCGAAUGUGGGUCAAACACAUAAAGAUAAAUAACCUGUUUUAUUUACGAGCGCCUGUUCCCCGAGGGGGAGACCUCGGGCCUCCGGUCCUCGUUCAGUCAGCUGAUCUGUUUUAAUGUCGAGUCACUCAAUGGCCGCCGUGUUUGCUCUCAUCGUUUUACCGCUUAGCGAGCGCACAUCUGCACAUUCAUGUUCACACUGGAGGAGCAGCUCCCCAGAUGUGUGCCUUAGCCUUCAGACCGAGGGGGUCGGACUUCUUCUUCGGUUGGGUAUUUAUUUUCUCUCAUGUCGAGUGAGCAGACGCUCAGAGGGGGGGGGGGGGGGGUAUUUAUGUCACUGUAGCUUUUAUCAAAUAUGUUUAAUCAUUUGGAUUCGUGCAUAAUAAAUCAUUCAUGUAUUCAUCUAGCUACACGUGUAUAAUUGUUUAACAUUAAAUUGAUUUGCUAACUUUAAAAGGUAUUCUUUUUGAUUUAAAGAGACAGUUCAUCCCAAAAUCAAUAAUCCAUAUUUGUCUUUGAGAUAUUAAUACAUCUGCCUCAAAUAAAAAACAAACUAAGCAUAACAUUUACUCCAGAUAAUCCAGACAGAUGAUUUGGGGUGAACGGUCUCUUUAAAUAUUUCGUUAUCGUACAUUCCACUUAUCCAAACCCGCUGUUUUCAAAUGUUUUAUCAAAUUCUACAUGAAUGUACCGAAUAGAGUUCCGGGUGAGACGCCCCGUGUUUCUAUUUCAGUCGAGACGUAAGCCGUGUACAGUUCAGGGCUCGUCAAUAAACUGGAAACAUGAGUUCUGUGUCGAGGAAAUAGAUCAAUAAAAAAACAAAUGGAAAACCCGAAUUAUUCAUGAAAAAAAGAAGACAUUUCAUAUAGAUUUUCUUUAUUUUUCCUGAUAUGCAUUAACACGCAUAUCGUUAAGCAAAAUUACCAAACAAAUAUACAAAUACCUUCUGCCCCUUAAAUUAAAUCUGGCACGAGUUCAGAUCAGGAACCGAGAAGCUGGAGAGUUCUGGUGGAGGACGAGGAACCGGACCCGGAGGAACAACCGGCAGACGUCUUAAUGUGGGGGGGGGGGGGGGAACCAAAGGUGGAACCAGAACACGGGUCAACAGAACUUCACACAUGAGCCGAGCAGUGAAGACGGGCUUCACACACACACACACACACACUCUGAAAUAGUGUCGGAACACAGAUUUUGACGGUUCCGGUUGGCAACGGGAAACAAAAUCAACACGGAUGGGGGGGGGGGGGGAAGAGUGAGGGGGAGAGAGUGAGGGGGAGAGAGAGUGAGGGGUGUGUUGGGGUAGAACCAGCACACGGAUCCCAAUUGAAACUAUCAGAACAUCGAUGUCAGGAGGAACACAGGUGGCCGUUCGGAGGCCUCGGGCUCUUUGCGUAGCGUCUGUGGAGCGUGUCGAGCGCUGGAGGUCUGGAGAGUCCCGGUCCUAGUCCCGGUCCUGGUCCUGGUCCUAGCUCGCCCUCGCCCCCCCCCCCUGCACUACACUGUGUUGACCGGAGACAAUUCAAAGGGUAUAAGAUUCAACAAGAGCCUGAGUGCUGUCUUUGGUAGGCAAUUGAAAAGUCUUCAUUUACCACAGUAUGAAGGGUGUGUGUGUGUGUGUGUGUGUGUGUGUGUCACUCCUCCAGAGACGAGGCAGAUGCAACCUAUGAGUCUUGAAGAAGGUAGAGAGAGGGGGAGAGAAAGAGAGAGAAAGAGAGAGCGCGAGACACAAACAGCUUCUUGAAGGCACCAAUGAGUUAAAGAAAGACAUCACCUCUCUCUCCUCCUCUUCCUCUUCCUCAUCGGCCAGAAUAAAAAUCACCUUUGAACAGGACCAAAACAUUUUUUUUUUCUUUUAUACAAUUUCACAGAAUUGAACCAACCCGUCGGUUAAUCUCUUAAUAUAAUGACUUUCAGCAUUAUCGUUGCCCCGCCCCCUUCCAGAGGCCGCGCUCUUAAAUCGCCCCCGGGUACACCUGGGAGGGUUCAAUUCAAACCAACCUACUGGGGGGGGGGGGGGGGGGGACUCAUCAGACUCAGAGAAUAAUACAAAAGAUUCUCUGGUACGAAUAUUGGGAAGAAAAAGAAGAAGGAGCGAGUCAUAAAGCCUGGACCCUGUCUGGAGUUCUGGAAUGCUGUAAGAUUCCCGCCUGGUGUUGCAUCGACCCCCCCC